CAACCCCGGACUUCCCCACAAAGUGCGGAGGAGAUUCCAUGGCGACUCCACAAUUCGCAUUUGAUCGACGGCCUGUCCAUGCUUUGGCGGACUGUCAUGACGCAAGGUAUGGUUUUCUGGAAAUCUUCGAUAUUCUCCGGGUGAAAGUGGUUUGUAUAUGCUGUGCUUGGGUUGUGUUUGUGUGGGUUGGGAUCGCUGGUAUUUCUGGUAUUCAAUCUGAGACAGUAUUUCCCUUUUUGUCUACAGACGACUGGUUCUUGAUUGUUGAUAGAAAUGUCAACUCACGGAACCGCUUCCGCGUGUCAAAGAAAGUCUAAAUGGUACUUCUGUGAAUAACUAAAAUACUACACAAUACGAUAGUAGAUAUCAC
Aspergillus wentii DTO 134E9 is the source of this 370-nucleotide messenger RNA. RefSeq lists its product as uncharacterized. The record is from RefSeq and is a predicted model, not a curated record. NCBI's taxonomy places the organism in Eukaryota, Fungi, Ascomycota, Eurotiomycetes, Eurotiales, Aspergillaceae. Bases 39 to 317 code for a protein of 92 amino acids. The transcript has 2 exons.